AUGUCGCAAAGUUCACGACCCAUGUACGCGUACGUCGGUAGCUUUGUUAUGCCGACCCCAGGCGCACAUGACGGGCUACGUGUCUUCCGCGUGGAUUCCGAAACGGGAGCCCUAACGCCCGUCUCCUCCCACAUCCCCGGCCUCAACGUAGGUAGCUUCGCUCUCGACCCUCAGCGCGGCGUAAUUUACGUGACCGACGAAGUAGCGUCGACCUUGGAGUUCCGCGAGCAACACCAGGUCGCCGGUGGCGGAGGCGGACGGAUCUUCGCCUUCACGAUCGACCGAGCGACGGGCGACCUGAGCGAACUCGGCCACUGGCCCAGCUACGGCACGCAGCCCGCGGGAAUCGCCCUACACCCCAGCGGCAAAUUCCUGGUGGUCUCGCAUUUCACCAACCGCACCACUACAACCACUCAAAUCACCGGGACCGCGCAGUUGGGCUUCACAAUCAGCCCUCGCUAUGACGACGCGACCACCGUUCUCUUCCCCAUCGACGCUAUCGGCCGCAUCGGCGCCCCCUGCGACAUCCACAUCCACACACCCACCUCGCCGCCUUCGUGCCUGCACUCUAUCACCCUCUUCCCAACCAGCACCAACGACAACAACACAUUUUACCUAGAAUGCGACAUGCUUCAAGAAAAGCUCUUGACCUUCACACUCACCGACAAGCCUCCUCUUCUCCGCAUUCAUGCAUCCCAUGCCACUCCAAAAGGCAGCGGACCACGCUACUCCGCUUUCCACCCCACCCUCCCUGUCUUUUACGUCAAUUACGAAUACUACCCCAUCAUCGAGACCUUCACCUACCAGUCAGAUGGUUCCUUCGCCUCCUUGUCCAAGGUGGAAGUCCUCCCAUCGGCGGAGGAACUGGAAGCGAGUUACCCCCCACCGGAAGGGAAAGUUCUGCUGUCUGAUCUGAAGGUGCAUCUAGGUGGGGGGUUUGUCUAUACUCUUGUGCGGGGAUAUAAUGUGCUCAGUGUUUUUCGAGUUGAUCAUACCACGGGAGCGUUGGAGCGGAUCCAGACGGUCGGGUUGAUGGGUGGGGUUUCGCCCAAGGGGUGUGCGGUCAGCCCCGAUGGACGGUUCAUGUAUGUGGCACUUGCGGUGAGCGGGCUGGUGCAGGUAUGGCGGGUGCAGGAUGAGAAUGGUGGAAGGCUGGUGUUUACGGGGUCAACGGUUAGUGUGCCGAGACCGGGGGCUGUUUUGGUGCUUGAGAUAUAG
This is a messenger RNA of Aspergillus uvarum CBS 121591, 1218 nucleotides long. Its product is annotated as lactonase family protein. The record is from RefSeq and is a predicted model, not a curated record. Gene Ontology annotation, molecular function: protein binding; 6-phosphogluconolactonase activity. Bases 1 to 1218 code for a protein of 405 amino acids. NCBI's taxonomy places the organism in Eukaryota, Fungi, Ascomycota, Eurotiomycetes, Eurotiales, Aspergillaceae. The transcript has a single exon.